GAGGAGCCAGAAAGGAACCUAGCGUUUUGCUGCUCCGAGGCACUGGAGUCGGGAGAACAGUUCACGACAAUGAAGGGAACCAAAGGCAUUGAGAACCCGGCUUUCAUUCCCUCCAGCCCAGACACCCCGCACCGCUUGUCUGCGUCGCCCUCCCAGGUGGAAGUCUCUGCUUUAUCCUCCGACACCCAGAGGGAGAGUUCUCAGCCACAGGAGUCUCCGGAGUCCCACAAGUCAUGGGAACCUCCUCUGCCUUCAUCAACUGCCCCGGCUUCCGAAGAGCGCCCCGGACCACAGUCGGAGUUUGAGGAGGGGCCUUGCGGAUGGAGCAACUUGCAUCCCCAGUGUCUCCAGCGCUGCAACACGCCACAAGGGUUUCUGAUUCACUACUGCCUGUUGGCCCUCACUCAAGGUGUUGUUGUAAAUGGCUUAGUAAAUAUCAGCAUAUCCACUAUUGAGAAGCGCUAUGAGAUGAAGAGUUCCCUGACUGGCCUGAUAUCAUCAAGCUACGAUAUUGCCUUCUGUUUAUUGUCAUUAUUUGUAUCAUUCUUUGGUGAAAGAGGACACAAGCCCAGAUGGCUUGCAUUUGCAUCCUUUAUGAUAGGACUGGGGGCACUUGUAUUUUCCUUGCCACAGUUUUUUAGUGGUCGAUAUCAACUGGGGUCCAUUUAUGAAGAUACUUGCUCAACAACAAGGAAUAGCACCAGUUGUACCUCAUCCAACUCUUCGCUUUCUAACUACUUGUAUGUCUUCAUCUUGGGGCAACUGUUGCUGGGGACUGGAGGGACCCCUCUCUACACCCUGGGAACAGCCUUUAUUGAUGAUUCUGUGCCCACUCACAAGUCUUCUCUCUAUAUAGGAAUCGGCUAUUCUAUGUCAAUCUUAGGCCCAGCCAUUGGCUAUGUUUUGGGAGGACAACUGUUAACCAUGUACAUUGAUGUUGCUAUGGGAGAAAGCUCUGGUAUCACUGAGGAUGAUCCACGAUGGUUGGGGGCUUGGUGGAUCGGAUUUCUCAUAUCUUGCUUCAUUGCUUGGUCUUUGAUAGUACCUUUCUCUUGCUUCCCAAAACAUUUACCAGGUACAGCAAAAAUUCAAGCUGGAAAAAUUUCCCAGACUCAUCAGAAUAAGAGUAGUUCCUUGCAACACACAGAUGAGAAUUUUGGAAAAAGUUUUAAAGAUUUCCCAGCUGCUCUGAAGAAUUUGAUGAGGAAUACUGUCUUUAUGUGUUUAGUUUUAUCAACUUCUUCAGAAGCCUUAGUUACUACUGGAUUUGCAACAUUUUUACCUAAAUUUAUAGAAAAUCAAUUUGGACUGUCAUCCAGCUUUGCAGCUACCCUUGGAGGAGCUGUUUUGAUUCCUGGAGCUGCUCUUGGUCAGAUUUUAGGAGGUGUUCUUGUUUCAAAGUUCAAAAUGACAUGUAAAAAUACAAUGAAAUUUGCAUUGUUCACAUCUGGAGUUGCACUUGUGCUGAGUCUUAUAUUUAUUUAUGCCAAAUGUGAAAAUGAGCCAUUUGCUGGUGUGUCUGAAUCAUAUAAUGGAACAGGAGAACUGGGAAAAUUGACAGCCCCUUGUAAUAGCAAUUGUAGCUGUUCACGAUCCUAUUAUUAUCCACUCUGUGGAAUAGAUGGAGUCCAGUAUUUUUCUCCAUGCUUUGCAGGUUGUUCAAAUUCUGUUUCAGAUAAGAAAACAAAGGUAUAUUACAACUGUUCCUGUAUUGAAAGGAAAGCAGAAAUAACACCUAUGGCAGAUAAUUUUGGUUUUGAAGCUAAAGCAGGAAAAUGUGAAACUCACUGUGCAAACUUGCCCAUAUUUCUUGGCAUUUUCUUUGUUGCAAUUAUUUUUACCUUUAUGGCUGGUACUCCAAUAACUGUGUCCAUAUUAAGGUGUGUUAAUCAAAAUCAACGAUCUCUAGCAUUAGGAAUACAGUUCAUGUUACUUCGAUUAUUAGGCACAAUACCUGGACCAAUUAUAUUUGGUGUCACGAUUGACAGCACAUGUAUUCUCUGGGAUAUUAAUCAAUGUGGAAUUAAAGGUGCUUGCUGGAUUUAUGAUAACAUAAAGAUGGCUCAUAUGCUAGUAGGUAUAGCUGUUACUUGUAAAGUUAUCACCAUUUUCUUCAAUGGAUUUGCAAUCUUUUUGUAUAAACCACCACCACUGAACACAGAUGUGUCAUUUCAAAAUCAGAAUGCAGUUGUGACAACGGUUGCAGUAGAAAGGGAUCUCAACAAAGCAGGAAAUGAAGGGUGAAGAGAAAAAGAUUAUUUGACAGUUGGAAAAUUGACCUCCAUUUCUAAGAACACAGUGCCACAGCAGCAUUAUCUACCGAGUAUAGUCAAUGGUAUUUUAAACACUGAUGGUUUAUAAUCACAUGUGUUUGUUGCAUAUGUAUGGACUCUUGAUUUUCAUACAAGAAACAGACCUGUGCCUUCAAAGCCAACCAAAGCCUCAAAACACACACAGGCUCACUUAUUUUUCACUGUCUAGGUAUGAAAUCUCCAACCAAUAGCAAGAAAAAUAGCUAAAAAUUAGUUUAAAAUCCAUAUUUAAAAAACACCAUGAUGAAAAGUUUUUAUUUUGUUUACAACUUGUUGCAUUUUAAUUUUUGUCUCUAAUAAUCUAAGCGUAUUUGGAAAACUUGUAAUGUAAAAAUUUAAACUAAUCACUGUUAUGUCAUUGUUUCUUGGAAUUGUGAAAGCCCAUGAAUUUAAAGGCAGCUUUACAAUGUAAUUUGUUUUUAAAUUACAUAUAUUAAUCUGAUCUUUAUUUUACUAAAGUUAAGUUGUUGAACUAUUUAGAAUAUAAGUUAGUUACCUUAUUUGUGUCCCAGUAUAUGAAAAAUUUCAACAUCAAAUAUACAAGUUCAUUUCAACAUAAGAUUUCCAGUAGCUGAUUUUUUAUGUUGCUGAUUUUUAAUACUUAUUUUUUUGUUCUGUGAUAGUAUUAUUCAAUUAUAUAUAUUUCAGAAGAAAGAACCAGCUUCCACAAUGAAAAGUGCCAAUUAGACAUAAAAAGAUUCCUUAAUGUGAUAUUACUUGUAUACAGAAUAAUUUUUCUUAAUUUUAAACCUGAUAACCUAGCACAUUACUUAGACUACCUACAAUAUGGCUUUGCACAUAGAAGGCAUCUAUUAUUGUUAUUUGAUUAAAACAUUAAACCCUGUUCUUUGCUGCAUUUAGUAUAAAGGUGAAGUAUUUCAUGAACCUGAUAAAAUUAUAAAUAAACUUCAUUUAUGUAGGUCAUAUUUAUGUCAAAUUUACUCAGAAUAUAGAGGAACUAGUUCAAAUCAACCAAAGCAACUUCUACUAUUGUUAAAAAUUUUACUGACUAGAAAAGUGUUAUCAGAUUUCCCCCAUCAGAGCCUUCCCCUAGGUUUUUUUUUUUUUUUUUCCAAGCAGGGUUUUAGUAGACUGUGAUGAGGUUAUCACAGAGAGAGUAAAGACCUAGUGGGAAGCCAGGAUCAGAAGGACUAGACAUUUGCAGAAUUUAAGAGAUUGGUUGGUGGAAAUCUGUGAUAGAUGAGUAUUCAGGAUCCUAGGAGCAUUCAUAAGCUGAAAUUCAAGGAGAAGGAUGGAGGUGUUAUGAAGCAAGCAUACCUGGCUAUUAGAUGGGAGGAGCAGAAGGUCAGGAAGCAGAGGGAUAGAUAGAGCUGCUUAAACUGGAACAUUUAAGCACCAAAAAUUAAACCUGGAAAGCCAAAAAUUCAGGUAUUUGGGAAGUGGGAAAUUUCGGCAAUCAAAUGUGAGAGUUAGGGGAACAAAUAUGUCAUUACCUCAUGUGAGACUCUUCCUCUCACCCAGCCAGACACAUUCAGAUGCUGCUACCUGUUGGGACCAAGGCUAAAAUAGAAUUUAGGCUGAAGGGUGCUAGUGUGGACACAAAGAACUGCAAGGGAAAAUUUCAUAGCAAGUAAACUAAUGGUAAAUCUGAGACACUUACUGAUAGAAAUGUGAAAUGAGAAUAAGAAAGUAAACUAUAGAAAGUAAUUAUACAAACAUGUGAGUCUAGGACCAAUUAAUUUAGGGAGAAGAACAAAAAAAUCACCCCAUGCAUAGAAACAGUUUGAACAAGUCAUCAAAUAAUUGGCAUUUGUACUCAAGGGCUACAUUGUAUUCAGUAUACUCUGUUUUAUAAGAUGAUAACAUUUUUAACAAACAUUUUAAUGAAAAUAGAAUAAACCAAUAAUUUUAGCCUUUAAAAGGAUUCAUUAUUUAUGAUAUAUAUAUUUAGAAAGAAUACCUCCUUUGACAAUAGGUGAUACAGACACUACUAUAAUUUAUAAUCAUCAUUUUUACUUUUGUAUCUGCCUAGGUUAUAUGGGUUUUUACUUUUGUAUCCACCUAGGUUAUAUGCUACUUCUAGGACAAAUUUUUUCAGAAUAUGUGUUUCUCACAAUUUGUAAUGAUUUUAAAGUAAGGUUGAACUUAUAUGUUGACAUAUGGGAUUUUGUACAUAAUUGGAUAUAUAUCUUAAAACUUUUAAGACAUUUUUGUCUUAAUUGUAGAAAAUGCAAAUGUAAAACUGUUAUAUAUAGAAAAACUGAAUAUAUUUGACUUUACCAUGUAAAUUGGAGGAAUAUAUAGGUAUAAAUUUCUUUCAGGAUUUUUAUUGUAAACAAUUAUACAAAAUAAAUGUACAUAUAUUUCAUUGAAUCAGAAAGUUUGUAUUAGAUUAUUUUAAGCAUUUGAUCUUAUUAAAUAACACAGUUUUGGAAAUUUUGGCUUGUCUCUGUUUGUGAAUAUAAACACGUUUAUGGAUGGGAAAGGGACCUUGGUGCACAUUUGAACUUGGUGAAUAAAAUUUAACGAAUUCAAUGAUU
Marmota monax (woodchuck) is the source of this 4813-nucleotide messenger RNA. It is a transcript of the gene Slco4c1, whose product is annotated as solute carrier organic anion transporter family member 4C1. Gene Ontology annotation, biological process: sodium-independent organic anion transport; transmembrane transport. The record is from RefSeq and is a predicted model, not a curated record. The transcript is spliced from 13 exons. Gene Ontology annotation, cellular component: membrane. Lineage: Eukaryota; Metazoa; Chordata; Mammalia; Rodentia; Sciuridae. Gene Ontology annotation, molecular function: protein binding. Bases 70 to 2244 code for a protein of 724 amino acids.